This is a messenger RNA of Brenthis ino (lesser marbled fritillary), 5964 nucleotides long. The record is from the annotation of a GenBank genome assembly. NCBI's taxonomy places the organism in Eukaryota, Metazoa, Arthropoda, Insecta, Lepidoptera, Nymphalidae.
AUGGGGAAAGGCACAAGGGAUACACUUAUAGGAAAAAUUGACGAUUGUGAUGAUGAAGUUCGAAAAACUGCACAGGAAAUGGAUAUUAUUCGACAACGGACUAUUGCCUACGAAUAUCUGUGUCGACUAGAAGAAGCCAAGACAUGGAUGGAAUCUUGCCUGAGAGAGAAACUUCCUACUGCUAUUGAAUUCGAAGAAAACUUACGUAAUGGAGUUUAUCUUGCAAAAUUAGGCAACUUUAUUGCACCUGAUCUUCUUCCCUUAAAUAAAAUUUACGACAUUGACCAAAGGCGUUAUAAAAUGAUGGGACUGCAGUUUAAACACACUGAUAACAUAAAUAAAUUUUUGCAAGUCUUAAAAAGGACAGAGUUACCUGUGACAUUUCAACCAGAAACAACAGAUAUUUAUGAUAACAAAAAUAUGCCAAAAGUUAUAUAUUGUUUACAUGCGUUAAGUUCACAUUUAUUUAAACUUGGCAAAGCACCAAUUAUUCAUGAUGUUUUUGGUAAAGCAGUAUUCACAGAUGAACAAUUGGACUCAGUUUCUAAAGACUUACAAAAAUGUAAACAUCCACUUCCAAAGUUUCAAAAGAUAAGUGGUAUUUUAUCAAAUAAUAGCAACUUAGAUAACAACGCUUCUGCUCAAAAUGCUUUAAUUGAGCUUAACAAUUUAUUGGACACAGAAAAAUCAAUAACUCCUGCAUUACUAAAUCCUCAUUUGAAAAUAAAACAUGUCCAAAAUUUUCUAAUGGAUGAGUACAAAGAAAUUCUCAAAGCAGCAAAAUAUGAAAAAUUACAAGUUGCUCAUAAUCAUUCUCUGAAUGAUAGUUAUGUACCAGAUGAAUAUGAUGAACUUCUUACCUUAGUUGAAAUACAAGGUCAUAUUACUGCCACUAAUUACAAGUAUCUUUGGAAGUCCUUAUGUUCUGCAUGUAAAACUAAUGAUGUCAACAAAUUACACAAAAUUUUCAAUGAAGAUUGGGUGAAAGUUAAAAAUUAUGAUCCAAAUAAUAUAGAUUUUUACUGUGAUGUUGUUAAAGAAAUAACUGAAAGUUGCAAAGACAUUGAUGUUGAGAGUAUUACAAAUUGGCACAAGAUAUUUCAGAAUAUUAUAAAUGAUGGUAACAUAAAAGCUAAUGAUCAUACUGAUCAUAAGACAGCGAUAGCCACUGUUAACAAUGCAUUAGAUAAAGGUACUCCAGAAGACUUAUACCAUGCACUAGUGAGCCCGAAACUUGGUUUAAAUUUUAAAAUAGACAAAUAUGCUGCACCCCUAUUGUUUGAGGAAAUGAGAUUGGAAAAAUGUGAAUUGGAUAAAAAUCUAAAUGAAAGUGAAAUAGCAGCUUCAGCACUUUAUUUGACAGCAAUUGCUUCUGUAUCACAAGCGGUUGAAAGGGGAGACGAAGUAGCUGUAUGGAAAGCCCUGAAUUCUAAACAAAUUCAGUUGGAAGUUCUUCGGCCGCAUUGUCGACGCCGAUACUUGUCCGCUCUAGUGGCAGCUCUGCAAGUAAAAGUGAGGGAACAAUGUGAGUGCCCGUUGUUGACACUUGAAGAUAUUAGGGAUACUAUAGAAAUGGUUAACAUGAAAGAUGAUGACAAUGAUGAAUUAGUGGAAGUUAUUGACAAUAUAAACAAAGCAGUUGCAGAAGAAGAUGUAAAUUCGUUGAUAGGAUUGCUAAAGAGUUCUUGUCUUAAGCUACCAUUAUCCUUACAUAAAGAAGAAUACCAUUUGUACUUGCGAACUUUGAAAAAACGCCUGUUACAAAAAGAAUCGGAAAACCUCUGGUACGAUGACAUUGUUAAUGCCAUUAGUGAUGUAAAUUAUGAAUCAAUAAAAGUUAAGGAACUGACUGACGCAAUUGUUCAACUCAAUUUAGCUAUAUUAAAAAAUGACAUAAAUGACUUCUGGAAGGCACUUCUUUCUCCUCAUUUGGUCACAUCGGACCUAAUUGAAAGCUCAUGUAGCCAGAUGUACUUUCAAAUGUUUGCAAAGGCUCUUAAAAAGAAAGGCCAUAAUAUCUGCCCAUGGAUAGUGUGUCAUACAGAAGCCGGGAACACAGUGUACAUUGAUGUUGAAUCGUAUACUUAUAGUUGGACCACACCAAAGGAUUUUGUUCCAUAUGCGCGUUACUUGUCCAAGAAAGAUAUAAAUGCUAUUGUGGAAAAAACAAAUAAACAUCACCUGAAUUCAUACAGACAAAAAUUAAUAGAGAAAUCUAUUGAAAGAUUUCAAGCUUACUGCAAAGGAUAUUUAGUAAGACAAACAGUUAAAAGACUUGAAUUCUUUAGAGAUCAUGUAGACUGUGUUGUGAGGAUUCAGGCUUGGUGGAGGCGAAUUAUGAUACAAAGAAAAUAUGGUACUUUGUUAAAAAUGAAAACAAUUGAAGCUAAGCUUAAAAGAGAGAGAAAACAGAAUCCCUGGGCGUGGUAUAAAGUGCAGGAACAAAAAAUAAUCAAAAUUCAAGCACUCUGGCGUGGUCGUCGUACUAGGAACGCUUUCGUCUCACUGUUCCACUCACCAAAUCCACCAUUAAGAGUAGUAAAGAAGUUUGUGCCAAUGUUAGACUUCAGUACUGAAGACUACAACAGGGAAAUAGAAUUACAAACAUUAAAAUCCGAAGUUGUACAGUCCAUAAGGAAAAAUCAAGAAUUGUCCAAACAAAUAGACGAUAUGGACUUAAAAAUAGGAUUGUUGGUGCAAAAUCGAAUUGCAUUGCAGGAAGUUGCAGCACACGGCCUAAAGUUGAAUGACUUGGUUAAACAUAAUACUGCUACUUUAGCUAUAAAUCGAGACUCCAAAAGUUCUCUUAUGACAGUUUUAACAGCAGUCAAAGGUUUAAAAUCAUUGACUAAAGAAAGUAAGCGGCUUUUGGACGGCUAUCAACAUUUGUUCUAUGAAUUGCAAACAAAUCCAACAUAUCUAUCAAAGUUAUUAUUUUGUAUACCGCAGAAUAAAACUAAUUCCUUCUUGCAAAAUGUCGUCUUAAGUUUAUAUAAUUUUGGGGCUUACGCAAGAGACGAAUAUUUAUUAUUAAAGCUCUUUAGGUUCACUUUAGAAGAAGAAAUAAGUUGCAAAGUUGUUAAGCCGUUUGAUAUAAUAGCGUGUACGCCAUUGGUACUCAAAAUGGCGGUCAGUCUAUCGAGACAGUUAUCAGGUCUAAACAGCUUACAAACGAUAAUAGGACCUCUUGUAGAGAAGAUAGUAAAAGAUAAAGAUUUGAAUAUUGAAACUGGACCGGUGGAAAUUUAUAAGGCUUGGCGGAAUGAAACUGAAAUGAAGACAGGCCAGAUUUCAAAAUUACCCUAUACUGUGACACAGGAGGAAGCGCUAACAUAUCCAGAAGUAAAAUCAAGACUGGAAAAAGCCUUAUCGCAAUUAAAGACUGUUGUGACGAUGUUUUUGGACAAAAUAACGAAUUCCACUGAACUGCUUCCAUUUUGUAUCACGUAUAUGGCUCGUGUUUUGCAUCGAUCAUUGACUACCAAGUUUCCACAUACACCUGAAAAAGAUAUUUUAAAGGUGAUUGGUAACUUGGUGUACUAUCAGUUCUUCAACGCGGCGAUUGUGGCGCCCGAUGCGUUCCAUAUAAUCAACAUGCCGAGUGGUGGCGGCCUCACCACCGACCAGCGGAAAAACCUCGCUUCCGUUGCAAAAAUAUUACAUUUUUCCGCUGCCAAGAAAGGAUUUGGUGAAGAAUCCAGCCACUUGCGCUGUUUAAACCCUUUUAUAGUCGAGUGUCAUGAGAAAAUGAAGGAGUUAUUCCGUCAAUGCUGCAGAGGACCCACACUAGAGGAGUACUUUGCAGUUGAUGAAUACACUGAAGCCACUUUAAUAAAUCAUCCUCACAUUUACAUUACUGUGCAGGAAAUUGUAGACACACACGCCUUACUCAUUGAAUACCAAGAUAUACUGGCGCCCGAUCCUCACGACCGACUUAAUGAGCUGUUGGACGACUUGGGCGAAGUGCCCUCUGUGGCGCAGCUGGCGUCCCGUGAUGUUGCUUCACAAAUGGGUGAUUCUGAAGAGAAUGCAAGAUUGGAAGUAUGCCUUGCUCUGGUUAACAAGUUUCAAGCUCCAUCAGAUGAUAUGACAGAUUUGAACAAGUUAUUUAUAAGAACUAAAGAACUAUGUGUGGAGAUUAUACCAUUCCUUAAUGGUGAGCAUCUCUUAGAGGCGCUGUGCAUUGGCUCCACACGAGAGCAACAAGAUCAAUACACUGAGAAAGUGCAAAGACGGAUAUACUCUGGUCAAGCACGGCCCGACGAAGCGAUGACAUUACGUGAGCAUAUCGCUAAAUUACGUAAAAACCUGCAAAUGUUGGAGGAAGAAGGGUAUGUGACACGCGAAGACGGGUACCAAGCACUAGUCACUUCUAUAGCACUCGACUUGUGCAAUAAGGGCAAGUACAGACAGGCGCAAAGGAGAGCGCUUUCAACAUUAACUAGGACUAAGCAAAGUUUGCUGGAGAAAACAAAGUAUUAUGAAGAGAAAUGUAAGUCGUAUGACCAGUAUAUCAGGUCAUGUCUCGCUAAUCUUCAUGCAGGGAAAAGAAGUGUCCAUGCUUGUCUAAGGAGAUCAGGCAAAGAUAUUCAAAAGUUAAAAUCUAAAUUAACAGUAAAAUACUCAGCAGCCAAACUUCUGGAAAGGGGCGUUCUUUUAGAAAUAGAUGGACUUUCUACAUCGCAAUUCAAAAAUGUACAAUUUGAAAUAACGCCAACAGAUCACAAUGGAGUGUUCACAAUUAAAGGUAAAUUUAUGGGUGUUGAAAUGGAAUCUAUUGAGGUUGAUAUUCAAGAUCUCUUACAAAGGCAAUAUGAAGGGUGCACUAUCAUGGACAUGUUUGGCAAAGCUAAGAUAAAUGUAAAUUUACUAAUUUUCCUUUUGAACAGCAAGUUUUAUGGUUUACUUUUCAUUGCUUUAUAUUGUGAGUUUCUUAUAUAUUACUUAGUUAUUUUGCAGUGCAAAUGGCCAAAGUUAGAAAAUUCAAAUGGAAGAGAAGUUUUGAAAGCAUUUAUUAUAGCUGAUACUCAUUUACUUGGCCCCUACAGAGGUCAUUGGUUAGAUAAAUGGAGAAGAGAAUGGCAAAUGCACCAAGCUUUUCAAGCAAUAAUAAAUUUACAUAAUCCAGAGGUGGUAUUUGUUUUAGGAGAUCUGUUUGAUGAAGGAGAGUGGUCCAAUGAUAAACAAUUCAAAGAUUAUGUUCAGCGUUUUUAUAAAUUAUUUGCAUUGCCAGAUAAUAUUGAGAUGAUCAUUGCUGUUGGAAACCAUGAUAUUGGAUUUCAUAAUAAUAUAAGGAGAGGGUUUGCACAAAGAUUUACCAAAUUCCUACAAGCUCCUUCAGUGCAACAUGUUGUAUUAAAAGAUAAUCAUUUUAUUAUAUUAAAUUCAAUGGCUCUAGAAGGUGAUAACUGCAAUUUGUGCACAGGUGCCAGAAAUCAAAUAGAAAUUGUUUCAAAUACUUUAAAAAGCUGCUUCCUCAAUUCUGAACAAUGUUUUAAUAAAAAGUCCAAGUUUAAUUAUAGUCGACCAAUCCUAAUGCAGCACUUUCCUCUAUAUAGAUUAUCUGAUGCUAUUUGUAGUGAACCAGAUGCACCACCACUGCCAGGAAAAAACAAAUUAUUCAGAUUAAAAAUAGAUGCUUUAUCAAAAGAAUCCACUGGUUAUGUAAUUUCUAAAUUUAAACCCAGAGCUGCAUUUGGUGGACACACUCACCAUGGGUGCCUAGUUGAACAUUACUAUGAAGAAUUUGAUAAAGUACAUUUUCUAGAAUAUUCAGUGCCUUCCUUCUCAUGGAGAAAUAGACCUGAUCCAAAAUAUAUGUUGGUUAGUAUAACACCUGAUGAAUAUGCAGUGGAAAAAUGUGGACUUCCGAAAGAGACUACAAUUGCUCUUUCAGCUGUGAUUAUGUUUUGCGUUUUAAUCGCAUAUUUAAUCAUGAAAAAUCCAAUCAGGAGAGGUUUGUUA